UUCUUGAAUUUCAUUGCAUCACAAUAAAAAUGGUGACUUUUGCACUUUGAAAUCCCUACUCACAUUUCCGGUCCAAUCUCAAAUCCUUCUCUCAUUCCCAUAAAAAAUAAAAUAAAAUAAAGAUUCAAUUUUUUCUUCAAUUUGAUUGGCAAUAUAUGAACAAUGUGCUCGAUUAUCUCAACUGGAUGUUGCCUAUGCUUUUCAAGAGCAACAGUUCCUGAGCUUUGAUCUUGGUUUGAGACAUUUCAACUGAAAUUCAGCAAAUACUUUAGAUUCGAAUGGCUCCAGGUGGUGGUGUUUGUAAAGAUGUUAUUGAGUCUCAUCCUAAACCUUUGAAGUAUGAUGUAGCAAUCACAAAGACUGAUAAAAGUGUUACAAGGAUAGCAACUGGAGCAAGUGCAAAACAUGGAAUGCAAUCAACAAAUGGUGUUCAUGAGCUUCUUGAAUGUCCAGUGUGCACCACUUUAAUGUAUCCUCCUAUUCACCAGUGUCCAAAUGGUCACACGUUGUGCUCAAACUGCAAACUUCGAGUGCACAAUUGCUGUCCCACGUGCCGUCUUGAAAUGGGUAACAUAAGGUGUUUGGCGUUAGAGAAAGUAGCAGAAUCUUUGGAACUUCCAUGUCGACACCAAAGUCUUGGUUGUCAUGAUAUCUUUCCUUACUAUAGCAAGCUGAAACACGAGCAAAAUUGCCGGUUUCGCCCUUACAACUGUCCUUAUGCUGGGUCUGAAUGUUCAAUCACCGGUGAUAUCCCGUAUCUUGUGGCACAUUUAAAGGAUGAUCAUAACGUGGAUAUGCAUGAUGGAUGCAGUUUCAACCAUCGAUAUGUUAAAUCUAAUCCACAUGAAGUUGAAAAUGCAACAUGGAUGUUAACUGUAUUUAAUUGCUAUGGAAGACAGUUCUGUUUGCACUUUGAAGCAUUCCAGCUUGGAAUGGCACCAGUUUACAUAUCGUUUCUAAGGUUCAUGGGUGAGGACAGUGAAGCUAAGAAGUUCAGUUACUCGUUAGAAGUGGGAGGGUUCGGACGCAAGUUCACCUGGCAAGGAGUUCCAAGGAGCAUACGCGAUAGUCACCGUAAAGUUCGUGAUAGUCAAGAUGGUUUAGUCAUACCGAGAAACUUAGCUCUCUUUUUCUCUGGUGGAGAUAGGCAAGAACUCAAGUUAAGAGUUAGUGGUCGUAUAUGGAAAGAACAGUGAGUCAAAUGGAAAACACAGGUUGGAAUUUGUAUAGCUUGAGAUUAACGGUGUUGGUUGGCGACUAUUCUCUUUUCUUUCGGAUGGCUGAAUUAAAUUUAUGAUUGGGCUCAAGGGUCUCUAGAUCGAUUUAAUGUCUAAAUAUCCAUAUGGGGAUAUUAUGUUGUAAGAAUCGGAAAGCUGUUGUUAAUUUGUGUUGUGAAAAUGUUAUUUAAAAAUCAUUUAUCAUCUGUUACGUUAUAUACCCGGAAACACAACUCUUGUGAUCUGGUUACUUUA
Erigeron canadensis is the source of this 1472-nucleotide messenger RNA. RefSeq names its product E3 ubiquitin-protein ligase SINAT2-like. Gene Ontology annotation, molecular function: protein binding; ubiquitin protein ligase activity; zinc ion binding. The transcript has 4 exons. Gene Ontology annotation, biological process: multicellular organism development; ubiquitin-dependent protein catabolic process. Lineage: Eukaryota; Viridiplantae; Streptophyta; Magnoliopsida; Asterales; Asteraceae. The record is from RefSeq and is a predicted model, not a curated record. Gene Ontology annotation, cellular component: cytoplasm. Bases 279 to 1196 code for a protein of 305 amino acids.